This is a messenger RNA of Psammomys obesus (fat sand rat), 1615 nucleotides long. RefSeq names its product G protein-coupled receptor 45 (gene Gpr45). The transcript has a single exon. The record is from RefSeq and is a predicted model, not a curated record. Gene Ontology annotation, biological process: G protein-coupled receptor signaling pathway. Gene Ontology annotation, cellular component: membrane. Lineage: Eukaryota; Metazoa; Chordata; Mammalia; Rodentia; Muridae. Gene Ontology annotation, molecular function: G protein-coupled receptor activity. The coding region runs from base 439 to 1560 and encodes 373 amino acids.
GUCACAAAGAAGAAUCUGUAUAUGUUCAGGUUAAAUUCUGCUGGAAUUUUCUCAGUAUUUCCUGGGUUGGUUGGCUGGAUACGUAGACGUGAAACCCUCACACAAGUUAGACCACUAGUUCUUGCAAAUUUUAGACCCUGCUCUGUUCUACCAGGCUUCCAAUAUCUGACUCUUUCUUUCUGCUUGCUCUAGGCUAUAGCAUCCUACUAGGGCGCUGUGCAAUCACAUGGCUGCCACAGCAACAGGACAAGGAUGUGACUGAUGAAUCACAAAACCCAACUAGCAUCUCCAAAGAAAGAUUUCUCCUAACGAUUCAAGGGACCUAGAGAUACUGCAACAAUAAAAAGAUGCAGCCACCAGACGAAAAAUGAAAGCCACCCAAGCACUGGAGGGCGCCCUUGCAGCCGCUUCUCUCCAGGUUCCAAGUUUCCCUUCACGAUGGCCUGUAACAGCACAUCCGUCGGGGCUUACGAGCAUCUGCUGCUGAAUGUGAGCAAUGCCUCGGACCCAGGGGCCACCCCACUGUCUGCACCGCUCAGGAUCUCUCUGGCAAUAAUGAUGCUGCUGAUGAUUGUGGUAGGAUUUCUCGGCAACACGGUGGUCUGCAUCAUCGUGUACCAGAGGCCGGCCAUGCGCUCAGCCAUCAACCUGCUGCUGGCCACCUUGGCCUUCUCCGACAUCAUGCUCUCCUUAUGCUGCAUGCCCUUCACCGCCAUCACCCUCAUCACUGUCCGCUGGCACUUCGGGGACCACUUUUGUAGGCUCUCAGCUACGCUCUAUUGGUUCUUUGUCCUAGAGGGCGUGGCCAUCCUGCUCAUCAUUAGUGUGGACCGGUUUCUCAUCAUCGUGCAGCGCCAGGAUAAGCUGAACCCUCGCAGGGCCAAGGUAAUCAUUGUGGCCUCCUGGGUGCUGUCAUUCUGCAUCUCUGCGCCCUCCUUCACCGGCUGGACGUUCAUGGAGGUGCCAGCCCGGGCCCCACAGUGCGUGCUGGGCUACACGGAGUUCCCAGCUGAACGCGCCUAUGUGGUGACCCUGGUGGUGGCAGUGUUCUUUGCGCCCUUCGGCGUCAUGCUGUGCUCCUAUCUGUGCAUCCUCAACACGGUGCGGAAGAACGCUGUGCGCGUGCACAACCAGUCCGACAGCCUGGACCUCAGGCAGCUGUCCAGGGCUGGCCUGAGACGGCUCCGGAGGCAGCAGCAGCAGGUCAGCCUGGACCUGAGCUUCAAAACCAAGGCCUUCACCACCAUCCUCAUCCUUUUCGUGGGCUUUUCGCUCUGCUGGCUGCCCCACUCGGUCUACAGCCUGCUGUCUGCGUUCAGCCGACGGUUCUAUUACAGCACCUCCUUUUACGCCACCAGCACGUGUGUGCUGUGGCUCAGUUACCUCAAGUCCGUCUUCAACCCCAUCGUCUACUGCUGGAGGAUUAAGAAAUUCCGCGAGGCCUGCGUAGAGUUGCUUCCCCAGACUUUCCAAAUCCUCCCCAAAGUGCCUGAGCGGAUCCAGAGGAGAGUGCAGCCGAGCACCGUCUAUGUGUGCAACGAAAACCAAUCCGCUGUCUAGGGAGCAGGUCGGGCCAGUGGACCACUCGGAAUGGUCCCGGCCCAGGCUCGGAGCC